Messenger RNA from Asparagus officinalis (garden asparagus), 1323 nucleotides. RefSeq lists its product as uncharacterized. Lineage: Eukaryota; Viridiplantae; Streptophyta; Magnoliopsida; Asparagales; Asparagaceae. Bases 1 to 1323 code for a protein of 440 amino acids. The record is from RefSeq and is a predicted model, not a curated record. The transcript has a single exon.
AUGGAUGUGAAGUCAGCCUUUCUUAAUGGCUAUCUAGAAGAAGAAGUCUACAUCGAGCAACAACCUAGGUACGUGAUGAAGAAUCAAGAAGACAAGGUCUACAAGCUGAAGAAGGCAUUGUAUGGAUUGAAGCAAGCACCCAGAGCAUGGAAUGCCAGAAUCGAUGCAUACUUCCAGAAGAACGGAUUUCAGCAGAGUCCGUAUGAGCACUCUCUCUAUACCAAGAAGAAGGAUGGAGACAUUAUGAUCGUAUGUCUCUACGUGGAUGACAUGAUCUUCAUCGGCAACAAUCCAAAAAUAUUCGAGGAGUUCAAGAAGAAUAUGAUCAAGGAGUUCGAGAUGACUGACAUUGGAGAAAUAUCAUACUUUCUUGGAGUAGAAGUGUCGCAAUCAGAGAAAGGAAUCUUCAUCUCUCAGAAGAAAUAUGCGAAGGAGAUCCUCCAAAAGUUCAACAUGAGCAACUGCAAUCCAGUCACAACUCCUGCAGAAGUCGGAGUGAAGCUGAGACGAGAAUCACCGGGAAGCUUUAUUGAUCCAACUCUAUACAAGAGCUUAGUCGGGAGCUUGCGCUACCUAACCAUCACUAGGCCCGACAUAGUGUUCGCGGUAGGACUGGUGAGCAGAUACAUAGAGGAGCCAAGGCAAGAGCAUUUCAAGGCAGCCAAGAGAAUUCUCAGGUAUGUCCGAGCAAGUAUUGAUCAAGGAUUAUUUUAUACACAGUGUGCAGAUUCAAGAUUAGUCGGCUAUACCGACAGCAAUUAUGGUGGAGAUUUAGAUGAAAGAAAGAGCACAUCUGGCUACAUGUUCAAUAUCGGAUCGGCAACAUUCUCACGGUCAUCAAAGAAGCAAUCUGUCGUCGCUCUAUCAAGUUGCGAAGCAGAAUACAUAGCAGCAUCGAUAUGUGCGUGUCAAGCAAUAUGUCUCAGGAGUCUGAUGAAGAAAUUGCAACACCAACAAGAAGCACCAACAGGGAUUCUCAUCGACAACAAGUCAGCUAUUGCACUUGCCAAAAAUCCGGUAGUACAUGGACGAAGCAAACACAUAGAGACAAGAUUGUUAUACCAACAAGAAGCACCGACAGAGAUUCUCAUCGACAACAAGUCAGCUAUUGCACUUGCCAAAAAUCCGGUAGCACAUGGACGAAGCAAACACAUAGAGACAAGAUAUCAUUUCAUCCGACAUCAAGUUAAAAAGAAGACUGUGAUGCUGUCAUAUUGCAAGUCUGAAGACCAAAUCGCUGACAUCUUCACCAAGCCACUAAAGACAGAGACAUUUUUGAAGCUUAAGAAGAAGCUUGGACUUGAGAGAAAUGAAAGUUGGUGA